This is a messenger RNA of Cantharellus anzutake, 2307 nucleotides long. RefSeq names its product glycoside hydrolase family 3 protein. Gene Ontology annotation, cellular component: plant-type cell wall. Gene Ontology annotation, molecular function: xylan 1,4-beta-xylosidase activity; alpha-L-arabinofuranosidase activity. The transcript has 5 exons. The coding region runs from base 1 to 2307 and encodes 768 amino acids. NCBI's taxonomy places the organism in Eukaryota, Fungi, Basidiomycota, Agaricomycetes, Cantharellales, Hydnaceae. Gene Ontology annotation, biological process: arabinan catabolic process; xylan catabolic process. The record is from RefSeq and is a predicted model, not a curated record.
AUGCCCUCCGUCGUCUGGCUCCUGUCUCUACUACUUUGGGCCGGCCCUUCCGUGAUUAUCGCUGCCUCCCCGGCUUUCCCGGAUUGUUCGAAUGGUCCACUUUCCUCCAACCUCGUAUGCAAUUCUUCAGCCAACUACUUUGACCGCGCCAAAGCUCUUGUGGCCGCGCUUACCCUCGAGGAAAUAAUAAACAACACCGCCAAUGGUGCUCCUGGUGUCCCUCGUCUUGGAAUUCCCCCGUACCAAUGGUGGAGCGAGGCUUUGCCCGGGGUCACAUUCAAUGGAACCCCGGGCACAAACUUUUGUUCCGCUACCUCAUUUCCGCAACCAAUCUUGAUGAGUGCGGCGUUCGAUGACGAUUUGAUUUAUCAAGUUGCUCAGGUGGUCAGCACCGAAGCUCGCGCUUUCAAUAACGAAGGACUCGCUGGAUUGGACUAUUUCACUCCGAAUAUCAACCCAUUCAAGGAUCCGCGGUGGGGUCGCGGACAGGAAACUCCGGGGGAGGAUCCGUACCAUAUCUCGCGCUAUGUGUAUCAACUUAUCAUCGGGUUACAAGGUGGCCUCAACCCACAACCUUAUUUGAAAAUCGCCGCCGAUUGCAAGCACUUUGUUGCAUACGAUCUUGAAUAUUGGUACGGAUUUAGUCGCUUUAACUUCGAUGCCAACGUCACCCUACAAGACCUGGCCGAAUACUAUACACCUUCCUUCCAAUCUUGUGUUCGUGACGCCAAAGCUGUUUCUGCCAUGUGCAGCUAUAACUCCAUGAAUGGUCUCCCUACCUGCGCAAAUUCGUACCUCCUCCAAACUAUUAUACGCGAUUUCUAUGGACUCGGGGAAAACCAGUGGAUUGUUAGCGACUGCGAUGCAGUGGACACGAUCGUUUCGGGUCACAAUUUCACGAGCUCACUUGCCAACGCGUCUGCGCUUGCUUUGAAGGCUGGAACAGACCUCGACUGCGGUACUACGUAUGCUCAGAAUCUUGGUCAAGCUCUAAAUCAAUCCCUUGUAAGCCAAGCGGGUAUUGAGACUGCCCUAACCCGUUUAUAUGCUUCGUUGGUUAGAUUGGGAUAUUUUGACCCAGCCUCUUCCCAACCCUACCGGCAAUUAGGAUGGGACAACGUGAAUACACCAGAGGCUCAAGCCCUUGCAUUCACCGUUGCCACAGAAGGGAUGGUUCUUCUCAAAAACUCUGGUAUUCUCCCUCUAUCAAGAGGUACUCGCACGAUUGCUGUCAUUGGGCCCAUGAUGAACGCCACGACUCAGAUGCAAGGCAAUUACCAAGGCACUUCGCCUUUCCUCACUAGUCCUCUCUUAGCAUUCCAAUCGUUAGGUUUUGGAUUUAACGUGCUGUCGGCGCAGGGAACUGGGAUCACGAGUGAUAUUGACGGUGGGACUACGACUGCGCUUGCUGCAGCCACCUCGUCAGACGUUGUGAUUUACAUUGGGGGGAUAGACAAUUCGGUAGAAGCGGAGGGUUUGGAUCGGACGAACAUCACUUGGCCAGACAAUCAGCUGAACCUGUUGGCACAACUCAUUGCGACGGGGAAACCUCUGAUUGUCGUUCAGAUGGGAGGUGGUCAAUUAGACGAUACGCCGCUAGUCCAAAGUGAUGCUGUAAAAGCUAUUCUGUGGGCUGGAUACCCUGGCCAGAGUGGCGGCAUAGCCAUCGCGCAUCUCAUUGUAGGCUUGAAGGCACCUGCGGGCAGGCUUCCGAUCACGCAAUACCCGGGCAAUUACGUGAACCAAAUUCCCAUGACUAACAUGAACCUCCGACCCGACUCAUCAACUAAUUCCCCUGGCCGUACGUAUAAGUGGUACGGCGGCACACCAGUGUUCGAAUUUGGCUUUGGGCUCCAUUAUACCACUUUCGAUGUCUCUUGGGAUAAUAAUGGUGCACCAAAAUCGACGUACAGUAUUUCGUCCCUUAUCUCGGCUGCGGGAAACGUGAAAUAUCAGGACCUUGCCUUGCUCGGGUCCUUCUCUUUGGACGUAAAGAACACGGGCAACGUUACAUCCGAUUAUGUAGCCCUCGUUUUCAUGCAAACGAGCGCAGGACCCUCCCCCGCUCCGCUCAAACAGCUCGUGUCUUAUGCGCGGGCUCAAAAUAUAUCGCCUGGUCAAACGCAGACUUUGUCGCUCAAUAUUACGCUAGGUUCGUUGGCUCGAGUUGAGCAGAACGGUGAUAGUAACCUGUACCCUGGGUCUUACGACCUUUGGGUUGAUACCACACCAAAUCGGAUGGCUAACACUUCUUUUACUUUGACUGGAGAUAGGACCCGGGUCAUUGCAUGGCCCCAGCCAAGUUAA